Molecule: messenger RNA, 2271 nt
Organism: Candidozyma duobushaemuli
Lineage: Eukaryota; Fungi; Ascomycota; Pichiomycetes; Serinales; Metschnikowiaceae
Gene: UBP13
Product: ubiquitin-specific protease
Exons: 1
Coding region: 1-2271 (756 amino acids)
Biological process (GO): protein deubiquitination
Cellular component (GO): nucleus; cytosol
Molecular function (GO): cysteine-type deubiquitinase activity; cysteine-type endopeptidase activity
Source: RefSeq, a predicted model, not a curated record
AUGACACAGGGCUAUUCGGACCUACCCUAUGGUGAUGGUCUGUAUAAGAUCUUUGGCAUGGAAAACUUUGGCAAUUCUUGUUAUUGUAAUUCCAUCCUUCAGUGCCUAUACCAUACCCAAAGUUUCCGUGAACGGCUUUUGAGGUACAAGCUCGAAUACCACGAACGCUCCUUAUCGGUUCCUGGCCAAAACGUUCAUAACUUCUCGUUCAAAUACGACCAAUUGUACCAGAAACGUCUCAAAGAACAGGGGAAGCCUCCAGACUCCAGUAACAGCAGUGUGGGGAAUGGGCUGGCACCUCCAAUCACAUCAAGACCAUCGAUUCGAAACUCCAUUUUUGGAAAGUUCAGUUCAAAUAACACACCAUCAGUGGCUUCCGAGGAGCAGAGUUCCAGUCAGCCUAGAAAACUAGAUUAUGUAUACGAAGCUGGUUCGUGUGACGCCCUCAACACCGAACAGCGAAUGAUGAUCAAGAAACACCCGGAGCUCAAUGGUCUCCAAAUAUUCGUGACGCGGCCUCUGCCCUCGACAUUGGCGAAUACGAAUGAUACUCGAAACGACAACUCUACUUCCUCAACAGCGUUGCUUGAUAGCGGGAACAGCACGAACAAUAAUGUCAACACCGCUGAAUUGGCUGCUCCAAUCACUUCUAGACUGGCAUUUGUCGUUGUGGGUAUUCCCUAUCCUGAGCUUGCCCUUUCAAACCCAAUCAAUCCGUUCAACCCAAACCCGGCAAGCGAUCAGCGUAAGCGGUCUGCCUUGAUCAACGGGCCGAUAGUGAAUCUAGAUCACCCACUUAGAGAAGAUGGAAGAACGUCGGAGACGUGCUUGUUGUACGCCUUGAAGGACAUUUUCGAGGCCAUGACUGAGAAUAAGUCCCAAAUUGGUGUCGUUUCCCCAAACCAUUUCAUCGAUAAACUCAAGGCGAAGAAUGCUUUAUUUCGUCAGGUGAACAUGCAUCAAGACGCUCAUGAGUUUUGCAAUUAUCUCAUCAACGAGACUAUUGAAAGUAUCAACUUGGAGGUGGGUGCGUCGAAGAACUGGUGCACUGAUAUUUUCCAAGGAAUCAUCACAAAUGAGACAAAGUGUCUUUCGUGUGAAACAGUCACAUCAAAGGACGAAACAUUCCUUGACCUUUCCAUCGAUAUCCCACCGGGCGAGUCGGCUUACUCGCUUACAUACUCCCUCAAUAACUUCUCCAAGCUGGAGAUCUUGAGCCACCAGAACAAAUUUUACUGCAACACUUGCCUGUCACUUCAAGAAGCUGUCAAGACAAUCAAACUCAAAAGCACGCCGGACGUGUUGAUUAUCAACUUCAAAAGGUUUAAGUACGACGACAAGCUCGAUCGUAUGGUGAAGUUGUUUGACUCCAUUUCAUACCCCCUUCGUUUGAGACUCUUCAACACUACAAAAGAUCAGGAGCUAGAUGAAUCCAAUCCUAGUCGUGACUUCAAGCUUUAUGGCCUUUAUGCGUUGGUGGUCCACAUUGGUGGAGGGCCCAUGCACGGUCACUACGUUGCCUUGUGCAAAUGCAGAGCUGGACUUUGGUUUUUGUUCGACGACGAGACGAUAGAAAUUGUGGAUGAGUCGUAUGUGCUUCGCUUUUUCGGUGAUGGACCUGGUUUGGCGAGCGCCUACAUCUUGUUCUACGAGAAAUUAGACACCACUAUUGGAGAGGAUGGCGAUGUGCAUGACUUUGGCAUUGAUCUCAAUGGCAUCUACAAUGGUAGCGACUACUCGAUGGCCUAUAUGAAACCCACAAAUGAGUCUGCAGCGAGCGUCAACGGCCAAAAAGCCGAUGAUUCUUUGGUUGAGGUCGAAAAUGAUGACGAUAGUGUGAGAGAUUUCGUUCCCGAAUCACUGGUUUCUCUCGAGAACAGCUCGAUUGGCCUUGGGCGCAAAGCUUCCAUCUUCAAGAAGACCUUCAUGUUCGAAAGUAAAGACAACAAAGAGAACAAGGACAUCAACGGAAUUUCAGACGGUGGCUCGAAGGCAGUUUCGAGAGCUCCUUCGGACAAAGACGGCGCCGAGAAUGUGGGUCCGACAGUUAAUACCCCAGGCUACACAGAGCCCAAGCCGCCCCCACCUGUGGUAAAAAAAUCGUGGGUCAAUGGCCUCAAGCGCCGUGAACUGCGGGUGGAAUUGCAAGAGAAUGAGCGGAAAGGGUCUACCGGCAGCAUUUUGACCAAUGGCAGCAACAAAACUUCUGACGGCAAAGAAGAUAAAAAGAAAAGGUCGUUUUUUGGGUUCAAGAGAAAAUCAAAAAGUUAA